Messenger RNA from Podarcis muralis (Common wall lizard), 2672 nucleotides. It is a transcript of the gene TRUB1, whose product is annotated as TruB pseudouridine synthase family member 1. NCBI's taxonomy places the organism in Eukaryota, Metazoa, Chordata, Lepidosauria, Squamata, Lacertidae. Gene Ontology annotation, cellular component: nucleus. The record is from RefSeq and is a predicted model, not a curated record. Gene Ontology annotation, molecular function: RNA binding; pseudouridine synthase activity. Gene Ontology annotation, biological process: mRNA pseudouridine synthesis; tRNA modification.
CCCUCCCAGCUGACCCUUCUCCUAAUAUUGGUUUUACACCUCACCUGCAUUGCAUCUGCCCCCUCCACCCAUUUCCUCUCAUUAAAUUAAAAUCACUCCUUUCAUUAGUAAGUGGACGUUGGGCUUCAUCAUUUUACUUAUAUGUUACUUCUGCCUCGCCUUUUUAUGGGAAUAAUAUAGAUAGCUAGAAAAUUCAGGUUUAAAACCAUGUUGGUAAUUUUUUUAAUGGGUGGACAAUCUUUUUCAGGCCAAGCGUCAAUUCUGGGGGGGUGGGGCAGAGGCAAAAGUUAGCAAAGCAACAAAUGUGAUUUGUACAAUAGACUCAUUUCUACAUACACUCACAUACUCCCAUCUAUUGUCCAUCCAGUUCAAAGACAGCUGGGCAGAAACAGAUGCAAAGCCGGGCUGGUAAGGAAUGUGGCUCAGGGCAAAGGAGUGUGGUUGCGGAGGGUUUACAGUUUCAGCAGAGGCCCGUGGUCCAGAUAAGAGGCCUUGAAGACCACAUUUGGUCCUUGGCCUGUUGGUUCCCCAUUCCCAAUUGAGAGUUAUUGAGGGCAAACACAUUCCUCUUAUGUGAUUCUUGAGCACACUAAGUCUUAUUAUCCCAUUCUCUCAUAACUCUGGUUCCUACCCCAGCAGGCUUGCACAAAGUCAGCCACCCACUUGCACUUUUCGGUCCAAGAAUGCCUCACUCAUUUGGGGCAUAUGUAAUGCUUCACACUGGAAUGUUCUGAAAUUUUAGUGGCUGCAAGCACAUAUUCAAAGACUCUUUGUAAAACGAGCAUUGGUGAAGUACUUUCUUCAUUUAUGCAGCUGAGGCGUAAACAAACAAGGCCCACCGCAAAAAUACCUCUCCACUGUAAAGGCUUUUUGCUGCCAUUAAAUCAGCCUUAAUGUGCACGUCAUUAUAGCUUUUUUGUCAUUAAAGUGUUUGCAGGAGACCUACACUAGACAUAGGUGGGCGGGAAUUAGCCAGCAUGUUGUGUUUUAUGGCAGUAGCUACCAUUUCAUCAUGCAUACCUCUUCUACCUUAUUACCUCAUUUAAAAGACUUCAUUGGAACCUGUAUUUGCAUGCUCAGAUAUAUUUCUUUUGUGAAGCAUAACAGAAAUGUGUUCUAAUCAUACUAUCCUCAAACCAGUGGACUUGGAUUGGCUUCUGAAACAUCAGAGUGCUUACUGCAGUCAUAUUCUGUAGAGGCUGAAGUUUUUAAAAAUGCUCAGGACUGCAUGCCCUGGUUCUUUCCAUGCCUCUUUGUGAGUUUGAUAUAGUUUCGUCGUAUGUUCAGGGCACCGUACGCCGAGUUGAAAUGUUGUGGUUUCAGAACUCUAAACAGUACUUGUCAUCUAUCACAGAUUUCAGCUGCUCUGUAAUAAUUACCAUGGAAUAUUGCCAGAAGCCAGAUAUAGUCAAGCUGUUGCCAAGAUUGGUUAGCUGUGCUAGCAGUAGCCAGAACUCAUAUUAGUGUUGUUGGUCAUGUUCGCACUAGAGCACAGCGCUUACCGCGUGAAAUGUAGUCCACCUCUCCCUGUUCAGACCUUUGAAGGCUCCCUUCCAACAGGAAAAGAAUAUUGAAGCAGCUUCAAGGAACAGCUGGAGUAUGUGUGCAGGUAGAAAGGUCCCAAGCUGAAUGGGUUAUACCACUUCAAACUGCAGAAGCCGGUAUGCCAAAGCUUAGUAGAAGGAAGAAGAAUAAAAUGUUAAAGAUUGGACAUGGUGGGAUUCUGGAUAGCAGUGCUGCAGGAGUGUUAGUGGUUGGCAUUGGAAAAGGAACUAAAAUGCUGAGCAGCUUGCUGGCAGGUUCUAAGAAAUACACAGCUGUUGGGGAAUUGGGAAAGGCAACUGACACAUUUGAUUCUACAGGCAAAGUAACAGAAGAAAAACCUUACGAUUGGAUAACAAAAGAGGAUCUUGAGAAUGUCCUGCAGAAGUUCACAGGCAGCAUCAUGCAAGUUCCCCCGAUCUAUUGUGCCCUGAAGAGAGAUGGACAGAGGUUGUCCACUCUGGUUAAGAAAGGAGAAGUUGUUGAAGCAAAGCCUGCCAGACAAGUUAUGGUCUACAGUCUCACUCUUAGGAGUUUCAAGCCGCCAUUCUUCACGCUUGAUGUUGAAUGUGGCGGCGGCUUUUAUGUCAGAAGCUUGGUCAACGAUAUUGGCAAAGAGCUGUCCUCCUGUGCCACUGUGCUGGAAUUGACCCGAACCAAACAGGGACCGUUUACCCUAGAAGAGCAUAUUCUUUAUGAAGACAAAUGGACCAUUGAUGAAGUUGCCCGGUCUCUGGAGUGUUGCAUGCCUCUCCUCCAGGAAGAACCGCCUUGUAAAAAAUUAAAGAUGGAGCUGUCUGAAGAAUGCGCCAUGAACUCUGAAGAUAAGUGAUAAGUCAGGUCAAGGAAAAAGACUGAAUGACUGAGAUGUUUUAAGAUUGCUCUGGGAUUGUCUUGUCUUCCCCUGUAAAUUUACAGUCCAGUGCGUGGAGGAUGACAAAUUACAAUGCAAUGAAAAUGAUACCUUUCUAUCUCUUCUGUUCAUGCUGAAGCAUACAGACACACACAAAGAUGCCCAGCAUUUAUUUCCUUUCAUAAUGUCCGUAUUGUGUUGUGAACUUAUUUGUCAAGGAAGCAGACUCAUCACUACACCCUGUAAAAGACCUUGCAGGACACUUCUAAAAUUUGAA